Messenger RNA from Closterium sp. NIES-65, 4863 nucleotides. The record is from the annotation of a GenBank genome assembly. Lineage: Eukaryota; Viridiplantae; Streptophyta; Zygnematophyceae; Desmidiales; Closteriaceae.
AUGGCUUCCCCUAGCAUUCUCACCUUUGACGCUGAGGGUCGGGCAGUGGACUUUGAGGUCUGGGUAGAUGAUCUGCAGCUUUUCCUGCAGUGCGAUAGGGCAUACGGCCUCUCCCUGUUUGACCUCACUUCUGGUGCCUCCUCUGCCCCUGCUGCUGAUGUUGACGCCACUAUUCGCUCACAGUGGGCCACACGUGACGCUGCUGCUCGCCUUGCUGUGCGCCGCCACUUACCGACCACUGAGCAUGCACACUUUAGCCAGUACAAGAGUGCUCAGACCUUGGACCACUUCCUCUCUGUUUGCCCCACCACUCUCACCGUUGACCUCCUCGAGAAGGCCCUCCUAGCGAUACAGAAGAGCAUAGUCGCUCUAGGCGCCUCUCGUGGUGACCCUCGCACCCCCGUCUUUGAGGGGUGUUCUCCCUCCCCCCUCUUGCCCUCUGUUGCCUCUGCUGCUGCGGCCGACCUCGUUGGUUUCGAGUCCGUCCGCGCUGCGUCUGCCCCGAGCGGGAGACGCCGCACCGGCAAGGGCAAGGGGGGCAAGGGCACUGGAGGAGGUGGAGGGGGCGGUGGAGGUGGUGGUGGAGGCGGUGGAGGGAGUGGGGGUGGUAGUGGGAGUGGUGCUGGGGGUGGCGGCGGCCGCGGCAGCAGUGGAGGCGGCGGAGGCGGUGGUGGUGGCGGAGGGAGCGGAGGCGGCGGAGGUAGUGGAGGAGGCGGAGGUGGAGGAGGCGGCGGAGGCGGCGGAGGCGCCAGCGGCGGCGGAGGCGGCGGUGGUGGAGCGAGUCACGACUCUGCGUCGAGGAGUGGCGCCAGUGGUGGUCAGCGCCAGCAGCAGCAGCGGAGUGGUUGCGGGGGUCCGCACUCCACCCAGCGCUGCUUUGGUCGCCUGACGGACGCGUGGCGUCGCCAGUUCCCUGAGGCGUCAGAGAUCCCUCGCUGGGGAGAGCUGUCUAGGGCGGGGGUUGCUAUCUUUGAUCUUGACUUUGAUGCUAUUCUUGCUGCCAUGUAUGCUGUUGCUGAUAGUGUUGAGGGUGCCUGUUACCUGUGUGUACCGCCUGACCCGGGCAUUGAGGCUGCUGCGCUAGGUGCUGGUGAGACUGCUGCUCUAGGUGCUAGUGCGUCUGCUGCCCCAGGUGCCAGUGCGUCUGCCGCCCCAGGUGCUCGUGAGUCUGCUCUCUCCGGUACUACGUCGGCUCAGGCCUUCCACACCUUCACCCUGGACUCGGGUGCGUCCCGCUCCUUCUUUCGAGACCGCACCACUCUUACGCCGCUUAGUCGGCCGGUUGCAGUCUCCCUAGCAGACCCCUCUGGGGGUCCUGUCCUUGCUAGCUUCUCCACUGUCCUUCCGUGCCCUGGAGCCCCCUCUGGCACCCUGUGUGACUCUCCUUUGCCUCGUCUCCGAGGCAUGGCCUCCCGUGUCCUUGUCUCUGGUCUUCCUCGGUCUCUCCCUCCCCUUCCUCCGGGGCCUGGCCCUACCUACGUCCCCUGCGUCGAGGGGCGACAGCGCGCCGCCGCUCACUCCUUCGAGUUUCCUCCGACAGAGGCUCCGCUGCAGACUCUACACAUGGAUGUGUGGGGCCCAGCCCGCGUCAGUGGGCAGGGGAGAGAGCGGUACUUUCUGCUGGUCGUUGACGACUACUCGCGUUACACCACAGUCUUCCCCUUGCGCAGCAAGGGUGACGUCACUGAGGUGUUGAUCGACUGGAUCCGCGCAGCUCGUCUCCAGCUCAGAGGUGUUUUGCGUCUGCACUCGGACAGAGGAGGGGAGUUUUCCUCUGCCCGUCUGGGAGCCUUCUGUCAGGCACAGGGCAUCCGCCAAACCUUCACGCUUCCGGCUUCUCCACAGCAAAAUGGGAUUGCUGAGCGCCGCAUUGGCAUGGUCAUGGACGUCGCGCGUACGUCCAUGAUCCAUGCGGCUGCCCCCCAUUUUCUGUGGCCGUUUGCGGUUCAGUACGCCGCGCAUCAGCUCAACCUUCAGCCCCGGGUCUCCUUGCCAGAGACCUCCCCCGCCUUGCGGUGGACAGGGAAGGUUGGCGAUGCGUCUGCGUUUCGGGUCCGGGUAGACCCAGUCGAGCCUGUCGAGGUAGCUGUAGACUCUGGUGCUGCUAGAGGUGCUGAGCCUGCGGGUGCCGGGUUUGCGGGUGUCGGGUCUGGGGGUGCUGAGUCUGGGGGUGCUGAGACUGGAGGUGCUGAGCCUGGGGGUGCUGAGUCUGGGGGUGCGGAGCCUGGGGGUGCUGGGUCUGCUCGUGUGGCCGCCGGCGGUACUUCGUCGAGGCGGGAGCCGCUCUCUCCACAGGAGCUGCGCGUGUGGUUCGCCCGCCGCUGGAGACGUGCUGCUGAGUCCAGGGGUGUUAGCGCUGAUGUUUCUACUGGUGCUGGUGCGUCUGGGGGUGCUGCUGAGGCAGCUGGUGCUGACGGUCCUACUGGAGUUGGUGCUGCUGGAGCUGGAGCUCCUGGGGGUGUUGGCGCUGGUGUUCCUACUGGUGCUGGUGCGUCUAGGGGUGCUGCUGAGGCAGCUGGUGCUGACGGUCCUACUGGAGUUGGUGCUGCUGGAGCUGGAGCUGCUAGGGGUGUUGGCGCUGGUGUUUCUACUGGUGCUUACGGUCCUACCGGAGUUGGUGCUGCUGAAGCUGGAGCUGCUGGGGGUGUUGGCGCUGGCGGUGCUGCUGGCGCUGGUGCUUUUGAGGGUACUGGAGUUGGCGCUGUUGGAGCUGGAGGCUCUGCUGGCGCUGGUGCUGCCGCUGGGGGUACAGGUGCCGUACUUGCUGGUUCUAGAGGCGCUGCGCGGCCGAGGCCGUACUUCGUUCUACUCCUGGAGCAGUCGCAGUCACAGUUACCGCCCGCCUCCCCUCUACCUUCUCCUUCUCCCUACACUGGUCCUACUGGAGGUCUUGCUGAGCGUCGUGAGCCUGCGUCUCGUCCCACGUCACCUGUUUGUGCUGCUCGCACUAGUGGUCGUACUGCGCGUCCGCGUCCUCCUGCGGUCCCCGGCACACACCAGAUGGCACUGCGUCCUUCCACUGCUCCUCUGCGUGUCCCGUUGCCGUCUCCUCCAGAGUCCUCUCUUCCUUCGCUUGCUGACCCGGAGUCUGACUCCCUUCGUACUGCUAGUCCUUCGGUCACGCGCCUUCUUGCUACUAUCGUCACUGACCCUUCCUUUGAGUCUGCUGCUGCGUCUGCUCUCGUUGCUGAGCUUGUCGACUUUGCUGCUCGCUGUCGUCUAGACUACGCUGCCAGUCUUGUUGCUGAGUCUGAGUCUGUCUGUCCUCCGUCCGUCGGGGGUGAGUGUGCUCUUAGCACGGACGUCCUUGAGGACAGGCAGGAGGAGUUCCAGUGCUUUGCGGUUGCUUUGCCCCAUCUCGUGUCCACGCUGAUUGCCCCUGAGGGAGACCCGGAUGCACCAGACAUCCCGACUCCUCGAUCGUACGCUGAGUCGAUCGAGGGUCCCUACUCCUCUCAGUGGCAGUCGGCCAUGGAUGCAGAGAUGGCUUCCUUGAAGUCCACAGGCACCUACGUCGAAGAGGUUCCCCCACCUGGGGCGAACAUCGUCAGUGGGAUGUGGAUCUUCAGGGUGAAGCGGGCGCCGGGCUCUCCGCCUGUCUUCAAGGCGCGUUACGUGGCUCGAGGCUUCAGCCAGCAGCAGGGAGUUGACUACUUUCAAACCUUCUCUCCCACCCAGAAGAUGACCACUCUUCGGGUGCUACUGCACAUAGCCGGUCAGCGCGACUACGAGCUUCACUCUCUUGACUUCAGCACUGCUUUCCUGCAAGGCAGCCUGCACGAGGAGAUCUGGCUGCGCCGCCCUCCUGGCUUCAUUGGGUCGACUACACUUGCGGCUCUUGGGUUUGCUCCUUCUACACCCGACCCGUCGCUGUUUCUACGCACCGACACCUCUUUGCCGCCGUUCUACAUCCUCGUGUACGUCGACGACCUGGUCUUUGCCACUGCUGGACUCGCCCACGUGAAGUUGGAGCUGCAGAAGAGACACACGUGCACAGACCUGGGUGAACUGCGCAGCUACCUUGGCUUGCAGAUCACCCGGGACAGAGCACAGCGCACCAUUACCCUGACUCAGUCACACAUGGUGCAGCAGGUCCUUCAGCGCUUCGGCUUCACGUACUCCUCGCCUCAGGCCACUCCUCUGCCUACUCGCCACUCGCUCUCAGCUCUGCCUUCGGAUGAGUCCGUAGAGUCGAGUGGCCCGUACCCAGAGCUUGUUGGCUGCCUCAUGUACCUGAUGACCUGCACACGACCUGACCUUGCAUACCCUCUUAGCAUCUUGGCACGCUAUGUUGCUCCCUGGAGACACCGACCAGAGCACAUGGCUGCAGCGAAGAGGGUGUUGCGCUACGUGUGCAGUACGUCGGGCAUGGGGCUAGUGCUUGGAGGGCGACGUCGAGUAGUCCUCACAGGUCACGCUGACACUUCUUGGGCUGACGACCAGGCUACGCAGCGGUCGUCACAGGGUUACACCUUCAGCCUUGGCUCGGGCUUUGUUUCGUGGCGGUCUACCCGCUCGUCUUCUGUUCUCGGCUCCAGCUAUGAGGCUGAGAUCUACGCAGGGGCCAUGGCUGCACAGGAGCUACGCUGGCUCACCUACCUGCAGACUGACCUAGGAGAGCUGCCUCGUUCUCCUCCAGUUCUGUACGUAGACAACAAGGCCAUGCUGGCCUUGUGUCGGGAGCACAGACUGGAGCACAGAACGAAGCACAUUGCUCUCCGCUACUUCCUGUCUCGUGAGCUGCAACAGCGUGGUCAGCUCCGCUUCACCUACGUGGCCUCUGAGGCCAACACUGCUGAUAUCUUCACCAAGGCCCUUCCGCCUUGUGACCAUCAGCGCUUCUGUACUGAAAUCAACUUUUGA